AAGCACAGUCUCUAUAUAGAUAUUUGACCUCUAAUAAUCUCUCUAUCAGAAACCCAUCAUUUUUAGCCCUAUAUAAUGCCUGCUUAGGUAAAUUGUUAGACGCAGCAAAAAAAUACAAAAAAAAAAAAAACCAUGAAAUACAGUGAGAUAACUCACGAUAGCCACCCUCAACACAGGCUGAGAUCUGAGCACUCAGAAUUCCCAUUCAAGUGUGAUGGCUGCAAGGAAGUUGGGAUUGGAUCGCGUUACAAAUGCACCAUGUGUGAUUUUGAUCUCCAUAUGCAAUGUGCCAUCUCCUCUCCCGCAUUCUCCCACUCUUUCUACACCAAAUGUUCCUUCCAAUUCUUAUUCAGACCUCCUGGUGACAAGCCUCGCCUUUGUAACGCGUGCGAAAGGGAGGUCACGGGCUUCCUUUACCAUUGCAAAGACUGUGGAUUUGAUCUUCAUCCUUGUUGUGCAAAGUUGCCUAUGGUUCUUGACGAUGGAGAAAUUAAGCUAUAUCUGUACAAGAAGGUGAGUGCAUCAUGUCAAAAAUGUGGACGUAAAGGCAGGAGUUGGAGUUACAGAUCUUCAUGCAAGAAAUACAAUUUGCAUGUGGCAUGUGUUAAGGACAUGCUCGUGGAGAAUUGGCAAGGGUACUUGGGUGAAAAGAGUGCAAGGAAAUUUGAUACGAGGAUUCCUAGCUUGAAAAAUACACUCCUUACUCAUAACAAGAGCAAAAGUAAGGCCAGGAAAGGUUUGGAGAUGGCUGGAUUGGCCCUCCAGUUUGUUAUAUCGGCGGUACUGGGCGACCCAACAACUGUUCUAGCAGGGGUGAUUGGUACAAUGAUUUCAAAAGCUUGAUGUAAGCAUAUGUUAUGCUUAGAUUAUUAUGUUUUUCCGGUAGACCCUGCAGUAGAAAAUGUACAAGUCCGGUAAUAUGGAUAAAGGAUCCAUGUCCCUCUUAUGUGAAUAAAUACUGUCUCAUCUUUAUUUUCU
Molecule: messenger RNA, 978 nt
Organism: Populus euphratica (Euphrates poplar)
Lineage: Eukaryota; Viridiplantae; Streptophyta; Magnoliopsida; Malpighiales; Salicaceae
Exons: 1
Coding region: 133-843 (236 amino acids)
Molecular function (GO): zinc ion binding
Source: RefSeq, a predicted model, not a curated record